UUGUAAAAUUAUCAUUAAUUACCAUACUAGAAUUCGAUUUCAUCAAAUAUUUAACAAUUUUAUAUAUUUCCAAUACAUUCCACUUAACAUAAAAAAAUUGACUUAAAUUACAAUGGGUGAGGUAACACUAGAAACAAUUGCAUACGCAAAAUUAAUGUUACAUGCAGCCAAAUAUCCAUCCUGCGCUGUGACUGGAAUUCUUUUAGCUGAUGGGACGAACAUUAGAGAUGGUGCUAAAAACCAGGACUUAAAUAUUGUUGAUGCCAUACCUUUAUUCCAUCAUAGCCAUUAUUUGUCACCUAUGGCAGAAAUAGCACUGACGCAGAUAGAUACAAUGGCUCAAGCAGAUAACCGCAUCAUAGCGGGAUAUUAUGCGGCUUGUGAAAACUUCAGGGACAAUACAGUUGAAAAGUGUCCUGGCCAGAAGAUAGCCGAGAAGAUUGCAGAGCUUUUUCCAUCUGCUGUGUUUAUUGUGAUUGAUAAUAAAAAAGUGAUGAAACAUCUGGAUUCCCCAGCAAUUAAAGUACACAGUUAUAAUGAAGGAAAAUGGAAACCCAAAGAAACAAGUACCAUUCUAUACCAACAAUCAUAUGUAUUAGAGACUGUUUCAUAUUUGUUGCAAGCUCUUGUGUACAAAGAUUUGGUUGAUUUUGACAAUUAUUUGGAUGAUCUAACACUGGACUGGACGAACCUUGGUAUUGAAAAGGUAAUCGCAAGUAUCAAUGCUUCAAAUAGCAUUGAAAGAGAAUAUAUUGAAGAAAGAGUCAGUGACAAGGAAAAUGAUUAUUAACUAAACUAUUUAUUGUUAUUAAAAUAAAGUCAAACUU
Papilio machaon (common yellow swallowtail) is the source of this 827-nucleotide messenger RNA. It is a transcript of the gene EMC8-9, whose product is annotated as ER membrane protein complex subunit 8/9 homolog. Lineage: Eukaryota; Metazoa; Arthropoda; Insecta; Lepidoptera; Papilionidae. The coding region runs from base 113 to 790 and encodes 225 amino acids. The transcript is spliced from 4 exons. Gene Ontology annotation, cellular component: EMC complex. The record is from RefSeq and is a predicted model, not a curated record.